UUACGGAACGGGACGCCUCUCAUGGAGAAGUGGCGGAAGUUUCAACUGAUAAUCUUCUAUACUCUAAAAGUGGACGCCUCAGCUUUACUCACUUUGUUUAAACCUAAGGAUCCAGCUGUCAUUGGCUCUCUGUGGUUCUCAGAUCAGGAAAUCAUUCCUGAUUUCGGUUAUGAUAACCCCGUUGAGCCGAUUAAGGAAGGAACAGAAGGCUUUGGUUGGUUUAUUCAAGCUUUACUACUGUUGGCGCAAGCUUAG
Molecule: messenger RNA, 255 nt
Organism: Ilex paraguariensis (yerba mate)
Lineage: Eukaryota; Viridiplantae; Streptophyta; Magnoliopsida; Aquifoliales; Aquifoliaceae
Source: the annotation of a GenBank genome assembly